This is a messenger RNA of Sinocyclocheilus anshuiensis, 946 nucleotides long. RefSeq names its product lysosomal acid lipase/cholesteryl ester hydrolase-like. NCBI's taxonomy places the organism in Eukaryota, Metazoa, Chordata, Actinopteri, Cypriniformes, Cyprinidae. The transcript is spliced from 7 exons. Gene Ontology annotation, biological process: lipid metabolic process. The coding region runs from base 112 to 861 and encodes 249 amino acids. The record is from RefSeq and is a predicted model, not a curated record.
CAGAACAGUGGGCGGGUCAUGAUGUUAUUGUCAGCUGUUAAAGCAUUUUCAUCGCUAUCAGUGCGGUCACUGGUCAGUACUGAUGCUCCACUUUGAUUUCAGUACGCUGCUAUGGAGAGCUCAGCCGAAGUUGGAAAGAUGUCAAGGCUGGUGUUGUCUCUGGUACUGCUUACAUCUGGGCUGGUUCGGUGCAGGCCGCCUAUUCUGGACAAGACACGACUGGACCCUGAAGUAGAUAUGAACAUUAGUGAGAUCAUCAGACAUUGGGGCUACCCAGCUGAAGAAUUUGAAGUGGUUACUGAGGAUGGGUACAUCCUGAGCAUCAACCGAAUCCCACACGGGGACAAAAACAAGGAUGGACAAGAAGCCAAGCCUGUAGUGUUCCUCCAACAUGGUCUUCUCGCAGCUGGAAGUAAUUGGGUGACAAACCUGCCCAACACCAGCCUGGGUUUCCUCCAAGCUGAUGCUGGAUUUAACGUGUGGCUAGGCAACAGCCGUGGGAACACCUGGUCCAGAAAACACGUUAGCCUUGAUCCUAAACAGAAAGAAUACUGGCAGUUCAGUCAUGAUGAACUGGCUAAGAAGGAUCUUCCUGCAGUGAUAAACUUCAUUACAAAGACCACUGGCCAGGAGCAAAUCUUUUAUGUGGGCCAUUCCCAGGGAACCACUAUAGCAUUCAUUGCUUUCUCUACGAUGCCGGAGCUGGCCAGCAAAAUCAAGAUGUUCUUUGCUCUGGCUCCUGUCGCCACAGUGGGGUUGACCAAAAGCCCCAUGAGCAAAUUGUCUGUUAUUCCAGAGUUUCUCAUUUGGGUGAGCAUUUUGUUUAAAACACUGUAUUGUAGCUCUGUUCCAGAAAACUAGAAAACUACCCCAUUGCCUACUUAGGCAGCUGCCAUUUAAGGAUCUGUCCUUUAAAAGAAAGGAUUUGGAAUGCUCUACAUAAGUA